This is a messenger RNA of Solanum lycopersicum (tomato), 678 nucleotides long. RefSeq lists its product as uncharacterized. The record is from RefSeq and is a predicted model, not a curated record. NCBI's taxonomy places the organism in Eukaryota, Viridiplantae, Streptophyta, Magnoliopsida, Solanales, Solanaceae.
AUGACUAACGAAGUCGGGAAACAUAAAGGAUCUCGACUAGUGGAGUCUGAUACCUCGAGGAUUUGCGAGUUUCUAAGAAUGAAUCCUCCUAGCUUUACCAGUCUGAGCACUAUUGAGGAUUCGGAGAAUUUUGUUGAGAAGCUGAAGAAUGUUUUUGAUGUGAUGCAUCUCAUAGAUACCGAAGAGCUUGAGAUAGAUGCAUAUCAACUAAAGAAUGUGUCUAUGAUGUGGUUCGACCAAGGGAAGGAGGGUAGAGAUAAGAAUGCACCACGUUUGAGUUGGACUUUCUUUGAAGAAACUUUCUUCGGCGUUUCUUUCCUUGAGAACAAAAAGAGGCAAAGGGCAGCAGAAGAUCAAUGCCAACCAUGUACCAUGGCACAAGGGGGUAGUAAGCCUCUUGCAUGUGCCAAGUGUGGUAGAAACCAUUCAAGUAGUUGUCGUGAUCGCUCUGCUGGCUGUUUCAAGUAUGGUCAGAAUGGGCAUUUCAUGCGAGACAGUACAAAGAAUAGAUAUGGAAAUGGUAAUGGGGGCAACAUAGUGCAAUCUUCAUCAGUUGCUCCACCAGACAGGGCUGCACCUAGAAGAGCUACUUGUGGUAUGGCAGAGGGACAAACCACCUCUAUGCAAUCACUAGCCGCCAAGAUCAAUAUAACUCUUCAGUUGUUGUCACAAGUAUGA